Rhinocladiella mackenziei CBS 650.93 is the source of this 2067-nucleotide messenger RNA. RefSeq lists its product as uncharacterized. Gene Ontology annotation, biological process: double-strand break repair via nonhomologous end joining. NCBI's taxonomy places the organism in Eukaryota, Fungi, Ascomycota, Eurotiomycetes, Chaetothyriales, Herpotrichiellaceae. Gene Ontology annotation, molecular function: DNA binding; DNA-directed DNA polymerase activity. The transcript has 3 exons. Gene Ontology annotation, cellular component: nucleus. The record is from RefSeq and is a predicted model, not a curated record. Bases 1 to 2067 code for a protein of 688 amino acids.
AUGGCAUUCCCACAGGAAAAGAGGGAAACGAAGGAAAAGGACCAAUUCUUCCGAGAUCUCUACCAGCUAGAUCACCUCGAUGACGACCAGGAGGGGCCAGACGUCAUAGCGCCCAUGCCAACCACCAAAAAACCUGUCCAGUCGUCAGUCAAGCCAUUCGCCGCGAUGGGACCUGCUGAGACAGUAAUGGAUCCAGAUCAGGGCCAACGAAAGAGAAAGUUAGGGGAAGAUGCUGCGAACUCUGCGCCGAAAUCUGUAAAGGCGGCAGACUCUGCGAGUUUGAAACCCCGCUCCCCAGCGAAGAAGAGCAAGCCUACGAAGUUGGCAAGCCACAUGACAGACCUGUCAAAUCUUCACCAGCGCGAACGCAAACUGCCUCGGAAAAUCGUAUUAAAGCCGAUCCCCUCAGAAAGACAGAUUUUCAAGGGCCUGGUGUUCUAUUUCAUUCCAAACAAUGAUGAUUGUCCCGUGCGUCGUUUCCGGAUGCACAAGGCCGUUCAGUAUGGUGCGAUCUGGGCACAUAAGUUAUGUGAGGAAGUUACACACAUCCUUGUUUGUGAUGGCCUUAGCCUGAAGGACACUUGGUUCAGAGAGGUUCCUAAAGGUCCAGCUUUUGUGACCAUCAAAUGGUUCAUCGAAUGCCUCGAAGACAAGGAAAUCAAGAGCACCCAUUGGAAACGUAUCCAAGUCCCAGGUUCGGAAGCAUCAGAAGAGCCAAAGAAGCAUGUGAAUUCACAGAUCACUCCGCCUCGAUUAGUUGGACAGAGUCAUAAUGCACCGUCGCCCACCCCAAUCUAUGAGGGCCCGAACGUUUCCGCGAUUGGAUCAAAUCAUCAUGAAGAUGUACCAAGAGAUGAUGACGAAACCGAAUCAGAGGAUGAUCUCGACAUGGCCGUAAGAGAUGUACAGAAUCUCGGAGACUUACCGCUCGACCCAAGUUUCGAGGAAGAUGUGAAGACCUCCACUGACGACCCGGACUCUGACCCUGCGUUGGAAAUGUUACGCAGUAAUGACCAAAUCCGCAAGCAAAAUGCCGGAUUCCAAUGUAUGGAAAAGAACGAUGGCAAUAAGAGAGACAACCCCAACGAUCAGACCAUUGAAUUGCUGCGGAAAAUGGUCACGUACUAUGAUCGGAUCGGUGAUCAUUGGCGAACAACAGCGUAUCGCAAGGCAAUAGGAGCUCUGCGAAAACAAACUCAAAUGAUCCGAACCCACCGUGAGGCUCUCGCAAUCCCUCAAAUUGGCGAGAGAAUAGCCUCCAAGAUUGAGGAGAUCGUCUCGACCGGGAGACUCCGUCGACUCGAGUACGCUCAGAUGGAUUCCAAGGACAAGGUUCUUCAGUUGUUUAUGGGAAUAUACGGGGUAGGAUAUUCAGCCGCUUCUAGGUGGAUCGCUCAAGGCCACCGUACCCUGGAAGAUUUAUGCCAGAAAGUAGAUUUGACUCCCAACCAGCGCACUGGCAUCGAGCACUACGAAGAUUUCCAACAACGAAUUCCUCGCAACGAAGUGGCUCAACAUGGUGCAAUCGUUGAGAAAGCCUUGAAAGCUGCGGAUGCUGAACUGCGGUUGAUUAUUGGGGGUUCAUACAGAAGAGGCAGUCCAGAUUCUGGAGAUAUCGACCUCAUCAUCACCAAGGAGGAUGCAGACCUGAACCAUAUUCGCACGCUGAUGGUGGAGACGGUCAUCCCCGAUCUGUUGACGCGAGGAUUUUUGAAGGUGGCUCUUGCUUCCGGACAUUCUCGAGAUCAAGGGUCAAAAUGGCAUGGCGCAUCUGCAUUGCCGGGUUCGAAUGCGUGGCGUCGGAUCGAUCUGCUCUUCGUACCCUGGGCAGAACUUGGGGCGGCACUGAUCUAUUUCACCGGGAACGACAUCUUUAAUCGGAGUAUGAGAUUGCUGGCGAGCCGGAAAAAGAUGAGACUGAACCAGCGUGGGCUGUAUGCAGAUGUUAUGAGGGGACGUGGACGUGAGCGCAUCACAGAUGGGAGACUGCUGGAAGGACAGGAUGAGAAACGAAUUUUUGAGAUUCUAGGAGUACCAUAUCGGCCACCAGAGCAUCGACAAUGCUAA